AUGAUUACAAAUGCUAUUCCUGUCCCCUCCGUCUACCGUGCUCCUAUCCGCCCAGACAUUGUUCGUUUUGUCCACACCAACAUGGCCAAGAAUAAGCGUCAGCCUUAUGCUGUCUCUGACAAGGCAGGCGAACAAACCUCUGCUGAAUCUUGGGGCACUGGUCGUGCAGUUGCUCGAGUUCCUCGCGUCAACGGUUCAGGUACACAUCAUGCUGGCCAAGCUGCUUUUGGCAACAUGUGUCGUGGUGGCCGUAUGUUUGCACCUACCAAGGUGAUGCGUCAAUGGCAUGUCAAGAUCAACUUGAAUCAAAGAAGAUUUGCUACUGUCUCUGCUUUAGCUGCUUCUGGUCUCCCUUCUCUAGUUAUGGCACGUGGUCAUCGUAUCAGUAAGAUUGAAGAAGUUCCUCUGGUGGUAGAAGACAAAAUCGAGUCUUUGGUCCGUACAAGACAGGCUGUUAAUACGCUCAAGUCGAUCCAUGCUUACAGUGAUGUCGAAAAGGUCAUUCGCUCUCGCAAGACUCGUGCUGGUCAAGGUAAACUUCGCAAUCGUCACUUCCGUCAACGCCGCGGUCCUCUCAUCGUCUAUAACCAAGACAAUGGGAUCGUUAGGGCUUUCCGCAAUAUCCCUGGUGUCGAGCUGGUCAAUGUGCGUCAUUUGAAUGUGAUGCAAUUAGCUCCUGGUGGUCAUUUGGGUCGAUUCAUUAUCUGGACUGAAAGCGCUUUUGCCCUAUUGGACGAACUGUACGGCACCUACGAGACUCCCUCAUCGAUGAAGAAGGAUUAUCAACUGCCUGAUAAUAUCAUGGCCAAUCCUGAUGUCGCUCGUUUGAUCAACUCGGAUGAAAUUCAAUCUGUGGUUCGUCCUGCAAUGACCAAGCAUACCAAGAGACCGUUCACGCAAAAGAAGAACCCGCUCAAGAACCAAGGCAUUAUGAAUCGCAUGAAUCCCUAUGCUCAAGUAUUGCGUCGUGCUGAACUGCUGCAGUCUAACAAGAAGAACCAACAGCGCCAGUCCUCUUUCAUCUCCAACAAAAAGUGUAAGUAG
Messenger RNA from Mucor velutinosus, 1044 nucleotides. RefSeq names its product sphingolipid homeostasis protein orm1. Gene Ontology annotation, cellular component: cytosolic large ribosomal subunit; ribosome. The transcript has a single exon. Bases 1 to 1044 code for a protein of 347 amino acids. Lineage: Eukaryota; Fungi; Mucoromycota; Mucoromycetes; Mucorales; Mucoraceae. The record is from RefSeq and is a predicted model, not a curated record. Gene Ontology annotation, biological process: translation. Gene Ontology annotation, molecular function: structural constituent of ribosome; RNA binding.